Messenger RNA from Hyaloperonospora brassicae, 1530 nucleotides. The record is from the annotation of a GenBank genome assembly. Lineage: Eukaryota; Oomycota; Peronosporomycetes; Peronosporales; Peronosporaceae.
AUGGACUGGAGCGCCGUGUACGACAACAGCGGCGAAGAGCGCGGCAACUGGUCGGACCACGGCGAGACGCGCUCCUCGCGCAACGCGCACCGCCUCCUGCAGCGGCCGCCGCCGGACGCCCCCAGCGCGCGCUACUCGCCGUUCGUGGCCUACGCCUUCACCGUCAACUACAUCCUCGGGGUCGGCUCGCUGGGCGUUCCCUACGCCUUCCGCCGCGCCGGUCUCGUGCUCGGCAACCUCACGAUUGCGCUCGUCACGCUCGUGUCCUACGUGACGGUCACGUGGGUCUGCGAGACGGUCUCUCGCGCGCAGGAGGCGCCGGUGCGGCGGUCCCCCGCGGACGAAACGGAACCCCUCACGUCCGCGUGUGCGCUGUCGGCCUCGACGUCGUCAACAACGUCGCGCUCUGGACGAGCGCGCGAGACGACUACUCCGUUUCCGGAAGUGACGCAGCUCUGUGACCGGUUCUUGGGCCCAGUGGGGUCGACGAUGUACCAGAUUGCGCUACUGGGCCUCAUGUACGGAGGGCUCGUGGGCUACAGUCAGGUGUUUGUCAGCACGUUCUUGACGCAAGUGGACCACAUUGGACAGUGGCAGCUCACGAGUGGCCACGCGGUCAUUGUGUUUGCCUGCAUUGUGCUGCCGCUGUCCUGCACGGACCUGACGGAGCAGAUUUACGUCCAGCUGAUCAUGUCGGUCGUACGCUUUGCCGCGCUGCUGAUCAUGAUUGGCAGUGCUACGUAUGCAAUCUUUGCAGACCCGUACGACGGUGGAGCGCUGCAUAGCGACGCGGCGUCCGCACUGCCACCGUAUGUCAGUGCCUACUCGCUGGUGGAUCUGAGUGGCUUUGGUGUCAUGUUCAGCACAGGCGUGUUUUCGCAAAUCUUCCAGCAUUCCGUGCCGGGACUAUUGGCUCCGCUUGGUACGAAGCAUCAGAAAAAGGCAAGCGCCAUUUUCGGCAGUACGUUACUGACUACCAUGGUGUUCUACAUUGCACUGGGGUCGGUCUGCUCGCUGUAUUUCGGUCCAAAGCUGGCAACGAGUGUGAAUCUGAACUGGGCAGAGUUCACAUGGGGAGUGAACGAGUCCGUGAUGCUUGUACCGUUCUGGCUCGAGCUUUUGUCCAUGGUUGUCGUGGUAUUUCCCGCUCUUGAUACGUUGAGUGUAUUUCCUCUCAUUUCCGUGACGCUCGGUGACAAUAUGGCUGCUGUGAUACCGAAGAGGUGGACUCGAUAUGGAAAGAAAUCGUCUUGGAAGCUUUGUUGUCGAUUCGGCGCGGCUUUGCCACCACUGUUGGUCUCAACGGUCGUGUCCGACUUGUCGAUCACGCUUCAAAUAAGUGGCCUCUUGGGUAUCUACGUGGCUUUCUUCGCGCCCGCGUUGUUGCAGUUGUACGCGUGUCGCGAAGUUGCCCACAGCAACGUCUACAGCAGUGCUUUCAGUGGAACAGCCUACGUCGUUGGCGUGUUGGUGUUUGGCAUACUGGCACUGCUCGUUCUGCUCUAUCAGCUAGUGCUUCAGAUUGGUUAA